GGAGCGAGCGAAACACGACACCCCGAGGACGGAGAGACGCACGGGGGGAGGAGAGAGUAGCACUGAAUGGUGUGAGAGAGUGGAGGACUUAAAAAAGUCUACAGAAAAAGAGGUUCCUCUCUAAACGGUAAUUUCUGUCAAAGAAGUAACAAAGCCUCGCGGCGGAGGGAUGUCAAACAGCGACGAAGAUGCGGUUGAGACGGAGUAAACAGCGACCGGACAGUUAGCGAAACAACUUGUUAGAGGAGAAGAGAAAGGUUUUCGGCUGGCUCGAGUCGGGACGGUUGGUCGCUUUCCGCCGCAACUUGAUUUCAGGCGAGUUACUGGACGAGAGGCGAGGUCCGACAGCGAGGUCUUGACCGCUUGGCUCCCAGGAAAGCAAGCCCUUCGCUCGGUUUGCUCGGUCGGCAGAGAGCCGGGGAAACGGACCGAGAGAGCGCGGCGGCUCGGUAACACAGAGAGCCGCUGAAGCCGCAGCUCAAAAAGUUUGCCGUGUAUCUUCACCUAGUUUUCCAGAUUGGGAACUAGAGGGGGAGGAAGAGGCCGACAGACUGACUUUUCUUUCCACAAGCAACUGUGUGGAAUUCAUCCUGUUUGAUCCUAACUUUAGCCGGCCAGCUAAAGUAGCUAAAGCAGAAAAAUGAAAACACCUGGAGACAGCGGGAUCGCCUUCCCAGAAUGGGCUUACAAGCCUGAGUCUAGCCCCGGGUCCAGACAGAUCCAGCUGUGGCACUUCAUCCUGGAGCUGCUCAGGAAAGAAGAGUACCAUGACGUCAUCGCCUGGCAGGGGGACUACGGCGAGUUCGUCAUCAAGGACCCGGAUGAGGUGGCCCGGCUGUGGGGGGCCAGGAAGUGUAAACCCCAAAUGAACUACGACAAGCUGAGCAGGGCUCUCAGAUACUACUACAACAAGAGGAUCCUCCAUAAGACCAAAGGCAAGAGGUUCACCUAUAAAUUCAACUUCAAUAAACUUGUUUUGGUCAACUACCCCUUCAUCGACAUGGGCUCCACUGGAAGCAGUGUGCCUCAGAGCGCGCCUCCCGUCCCCACCGGUGCAGGGACUCACUUUCGCUUUCCUCCUUCAACGCCCUCCGAAGUCCUCUCCCCAAACGAGGACCUGCGCAGCCCUGGUGGCAUGUUCAGCUCUGUGGCCCGACGGAUGGCACGAGGCUCCGUCAGCGAUUGCAGCGAUGGCACCUCGGUCAAUUCUGAGAUUGAGGAGGGCAACACGGGAGCUGGGGAGGAAAGGGGAGAAAGGGGUGUGAGUGGAGGAGGAGGACCCGGUGGUGGUGGUGGAGGAGGAGGUUACCGGAGUAUCAUCCAUCCCCGUCUGUCUCAUGAAACCCUGUUCCGCAUGUAUGGAGGGCCAGGUAACCCUGCUGGGCACCCAGGCUCCCGUGGUCACACAGGGCACCGGAUCCACCCCGAGUCUCUGUCACCCUUCCCUGUGUCCCCUCUGCCAGGGCCGGGAGGAGCUGGCCUCCUGGCUCCUCCUUUGUCCCCAGCGCUCUCCAUGACCCCAACAUCUCACCUCCCCUACACCCCUUCACCCACCCUGUCACCCAUGUUAGGCUCCCACUUCUCCUUCAACCCAGAGGACAUGAAGCGCUACCUACAGGCCCACACCCAGUCGGUGUACAACUACGGCCUCAGCCCCAGAGCUUUCCUCCAGUACCCCAACAUUGUCAUCCCUCAGCCCCACCGGCCCGCCGCAGACAAGGCCGGUCUGACUGGAGAGAGGGGAGCAGCCGAGAGAGCAGAAAGAGCAGCGACGGCAGGGGGAGGAGAGAGGGGAGGAGAACGGCACCACCAUCCACCUCUGGGUCACUCCGCCCACCACCACCCGCAUCCGCCUCAUUCUGCCCACCCUCACACCCAUUCUCAUCCCAUGCAUCACCCACUCCACCUGGGUGAGGAGCCUCCACACAUGUCUCCCUUCAAGUUCAAGCUGCAGCCACCACCACUGGGAAGGAAGCAGAGGGAGAGUCAAAGCCAGAGUAAACCCAGGCAGAGCUCCCUGUCCUCAGGAUCUGGGUCCAUGUCGUCUACCUCUGGCCUGGGCUCCUCGCUGUCGUUCGGUAGUGACCUGAGCUCAGCCAGCGGCUCAGGCCUCCUCUCUGCCUCAUCCUCAACGCAGUCCCUAAACAGCGCAGGACUUCCCAAGAUAAAGGUGGAGCCCAUCUCUGAUAUCGAGUCAGAGGAAGAGGUGGAGGUCACUGACAUAAGUGAUGAGGACCCAGAUGAGAGAGAUGAGGAGUUUGAUCUCUUCUCCUCACGCCACUCCAGAGCCCCUGACAACCACCAUCACCACCACCUUGCUAACGGCACAGCUGCGCCCCAGCAUCAACCCCAUCCUGACGAGGACCUGGACGAGGAUGUCUUCAAAGCCCCUGCUCCGCCUCCACCUGGCCUGAUGCCCUUCUUCACCUCGCAGCACACACACUCCAAUGUGCAUCGUAUGCUGCCCACCCUCAAGAGUGAACCCACUGAACCAGGGGAAGGUAACACCCCUCCACCUCAGACGGGCUCAGUGGGAGCUCCCCAGACAAAGUGCAUCCCCCUCAAGCUGCGCUUCAAGAGGCGCUGGAGCGAAGACCAGCGCAUGGAGGCCUCGCAGGAGGAGUCGGACGACAAGAAAGUACGACCAGAGGAAGAGAUGGAAAGAGAGAGGCAAAGUAAUGGACGGAUGGAGAUGGAGGAGGACGGGACAGGCAGCGGAGAAGGGGACAGUCCUCCCCCGUUGGCGUACGAGGGCUCUUUAGCCACGCCAUUGGCCUCACAGCGGAGGGUGAGCGCUGAGCUGCAUCGUGCCACUGCCCAGCUGUCUCUGGAGAACAAAGACUGCUGAUGAGAGACACAGCCCAAACACUACUGCUCUGGAAGCACUGGAGGUGGAACAGGAGUAUGUAAAUGUCCCCUCUGUAAUCCCUUUCCCACACUGACAAACUAGAUUCCUGAAACCUCCAGUGAACUGAGCGCUCAGUCCAACAUACACGCAUAGAAAACCAACACCUCAAAGACUCGUGUUCUGUCAGUUCUGCCCCCACCAAUUCUCUGUCUGGAUCAGGGCUCCUCUGGGACACAUCCUUUGGGAGGUGGGACUCACUCAGACUCAGCCAUCCCAGGCACAGUGAGUGUAACAGGGCUGGUAUCUGAGGGAGGCUCCCUCAUGAUGCUUGGCUCCAAGAUCCCCUCCCACCUGGCCAGUGAAGCUCCAGAUGCCCUGCCCCAGUAGCACAGCUCCCGCCUUCAGGCCCCAUCAGUAGGAUCAGCAGCCUGUCAGCACUUUCCUCAGGGGACACACACUCCCUUAAAACUCAGCAACACACCUAGAAUGAGGAUGUGCACGAUCUCCCCUAUGCUACUUUUCCUAUAAGCUGACGGGACUUUGAUAAGUGCCUGUAUCUAAAAACCCACAGCCCUGGAGUGACAUGGAAGAGAGCAAAGAAAGGAGAGGACUGAAGUAAUCAAUCUUUGACUCAUGAAACCCUUGUUACGUUUGACAGAUACUGAAAAAUCAUGGGGGGAAAAAAGGAAACUGUGUCUCCAAGACUGAAGAGUGGGGCUGUUGGGUGUUGUCUGACUGACUCUUAAACCUGGCCCACUCCACUCAGGGAAGCCUAUUGCUGUAUGUUUAUCGGAUCCAUACACACAAGCACACACAAGCAAAAAAUAAAAACAACAAAACAGCCAACAGUGAAGGGGAUUCACAUUGGAAGCAUUGCUUAUGGACACUUAACAGUGUUCACCGCGACGCAAGACUCAACACACGUUCACAUUUACACAUCCACAGACUUUGACUCUGGCACACUGUUCUCUCAGAGCUAUUGACUUUUGUAUAACCUUCCUUCUGUCUCUCUCCUGUCCUGCCCCUCUUUCUCUUGCGGACCACCUGUGGAAAGAUCACGACUCCACUCACAGAAAUAAUUUUAACCCCAGGGAGAUGUGAGGAGAGGAAAAGAGAAAAGUGAAGAAGUACUUCAGCGUAGAGAAAAGGACUGCUGAGGGGACCAUGAGGAGAAGGCAGCGGGGGGAGGGGAAGGGUUUGAGGGGUUCCAGUAACCGUUAACUAGCCUUCUCACCUCACCUAACAUGGCUUGUACACUGAAAAUUGUUUCGCGGAAGUCCCAGCAGCACAGAAUCCUAGUUCACCAGCUAAAGCUCCUCUAACAAUCAUAGAUAGUGUUAAACUAAACCAGCAAAACACACACAAGCACACACACAUGCACAACACUGCCUUUAGCUCUUAAACAUGCUCCCUCUUGCUCUCUGUCCGGACCUCCAGCUCUGUAGUGGCGUCAUCCUCAGAUGGUGUGCGUGUGUGAGACUGCCAGGCCUGUUAACUACACGAGUGUGAGAGUCUGAGAGAGCAGAGAACAUCUUAGACCUCUCACACACACACACACACACACACACACACACACACACACACACACAGACAC
Molecule: messenger RNA, 4442 nt
Organism: Epinephelus fuscoguttatus (brown-marbled grouper)
Lineage: Eukaryota; Metazoa; Chordata; Actinopteri; Perciformes; Serranidae
Gene: erfl3
Product: Ets2 repressor factor like 3
Exons: 5
Coding region: 641-2848 (735 amino acids)
Biological process (GO): regulation of transcription by RNA polymerase II; cell differentiation
Cellular component (GO): nucleus
Molecular function (GO): sequence-specific DNA binding; DNA-binding transcription factor activity, RNA polymerase II-specific
Source: RefSeq, a predicted model, not a curated record